AUGGAACCAUGGAUCAAAAUUCUAGCCCUAGUUCUCCCCGCUGCCAUAAUCCUCCUCCUCGUCUCCGUUCUCAUCUUCUGGUGCCGCCGGAGCCGGCGCCGGCACCUCGUCUCCAAGACCACCCCACAAUUCUUAGAAACAAGGACCAAGUCCAAAAAUGAAAGCCUCCAGGCCGCGCUCGCCAAGCUUCAUCUCUCCUACAAAUCUAGAAGCAGUAGCAAAGCCAGCCUCCGCUUCCAGCACCUCCACCACCACCACCAUAACGACCAUCAUCCAGUUGUUGCUGGACAGCAGCCGCCAUUCAAGUGGGACGACCACCCGCGGCUCAUCUCGGAGGCGGUGGAGAACGGAUGGUCGCGUUUCGCGUUGACAAGCCGACCUUCCUUGGCCUCCGCCCGGCUAACCCCCAGCCCCCUGUGGGGCCUCUGCGCCGUCUGCGAUGGUGGAACACAGGCGGAGACCGAGUGGGAGGUGCCCCUUGGAUCGUCGGAGUUCAUGCAGACGGUGCGGCUCAAUCCGAGCGGCGACAACGACCCCACUGUUUGGUGGAGCGUCAGGAUGGCCCUCCCCUUGCCGGGCCCACCCUUGGGAGGCUCCUCUUUCCCUCAGGAAGCCUACUUCGAGAUCACCAUCCUGUACCUCCAACCGCACCAGCAACUGCAGCAGCAGGAGGAAGACGACCGGGUGAAGCUGAUCGAAGAGAAUUCCAUCGAAGGGCAGUCGGAUGCCGUGAUCCAUGCAACGGAGAAGGCUGCUCGUGGCAAUAGUCGGAUCCAAGAGCCAGGAACCGUCAUCAAAGAGGAAUCACGAGGCAGAGGCGACAGCGGCCCACUCGUCUCCUUGGGUCUCACCGUAGGAGGUCCUCCUCCAACUAGAUCAUCACCUGGGACCUAUUCGGGAUCCAUCGGCUUCCACUCCAAUGGUUCCGUCUACCUCGACGGGAUGAAGCUGGGGUUGGAGUCGGAGAAAACAGGGUGGACGGAGGUGAACAAGGUGAUCGGCUGCGGGUUCGACCCGGGUAGGAAGAAGGUCUUCUUCACGGUGGACUCCCAGCUGAUUCACGUGAUCUACUGCAACUCCGAGCCGUACAGAAGCCCGCUCUACCCGAUCCUGGCGGCAAGCGUCGACGUGAUGGUUCUGGUCAACCUGGGGCAGAGCAAGUUCAAGUACGCCCCGGCCAACGCGCAUCGGACGCCCAAUCCCUGCUUCAUGCGCUCGGCUUCUGCCGACUGUGGAGCCACGGACGUCUGCUACGAGGAUAGCCGAGAGCUCUUCUCCAUGGGAAGGAUAGACUCCGACUGGCUUGACGCUGCCAAGCAGAGCAACAGCGGCAAGAAUGGCCGCAACGAUGGUGGCGGCGUUGCGAUAGAUGUCGACGCGGAGUCCGAUCUGUUCGAGAUUGCCUUGCACAGUUGAAAGUCAAAUCAGACAGCCUGGUGGAUUGGAGCGUUUGCAAAGCAAGCCCGCAAUUUCGAAUAUGGAAUUCAGAGAUAUCCAAUAGGAAAUGAUACCUAGUCGGUCAAUAUUUAUCGGAUUUAAAAACGAAAAGAAGGUUAAAAAGUUGGAGGGGUUUGAUCCUCUAAUAUUCAUGAAAGCCUUCGAAAUUCACCGCUGGCUUUGAUCUCCAUCGUUGUGCCAUUUGGAAUGGACAGAGAGAUUGGUUUUAUUUGAGUAAUAAAGACAUGGAAGAAAGAUCAAAGAGCCGGCGGCAUAAUGACAGCGGGACAGUGAUAACAAUGCGGACACUCGCUUUGACAAACAAGAUGGUUCCAGUAAAGACAGAAAUAACAUCGGACAACGACACAACGAUUAUUGUCGAAGAUCAAAUGUUUCUGGUAUGCCAUCUUUAUCUCCUGCUCGGUUAAAGGACAUAUAAAGGGGUUUGAGUCGGAAAGGCAGCUGCCCAUGGGAUCCCGGUGGAGCACCCGUUCUCGAUGACUGACCUCAUCAGCAUUGUUGCUAUCAUUUUUUUUUUUGAGAAUAUUAUUGCUGUCUUUUAUUCAAUAUAGCACACAACUAUUUAUUUUGUAUAUUAUGUAUAUUACAAAGCAAUUCCAAAAUUUAAUUUUUAUCCUA
This is a messenger RNA of Elaeis guineensis (African oil palm), 2076 nucleotides long. NCBI's taxonomy places the organism in Eukaryota, Viridiplantae, Streptophyta, Magnoliopsida, Arecales, Arecaceae. The record is from RefSeq and is a predicted model, not a curated record.